Messenger RNA from Leptosia nina, 588 nucleotides. NCBI's taxonomy places the organism in Eukaryota, Metazoa, Arthropoda, Insecta, Lepidoptera, Pieridae. The record is from the annotation of a GenBank genome assembly.
AUGGAUUAUUCUUGGAUUAAAGUGUCUCCUAGCUUAAGCAAAGGAAUAUCAAUUGUGAACUCAUUGGAUGAAGACAAAUAUGAACAGUAUCUGAGUCGAAUUGUCACAAAGUUGAAAAACCAAGAAUCUGAUCAUAUUUUUACUGAAGAAGAGAAGAAAAAGUUGCAAAAAAUAUUUCAAGUUGAUGCAGACUCUCUCACACUAGCAACAAAGACUACUGUUUACAUAUUUAAAAAGAUUUUAAAAUACAUUUUUAUGCCCAUAAAUUUAAAAAGAGAUUUAUUAAAUAUAGGUCUUAAUGGGCAGAAAACAGAUCUUUUCAUAAAACUCUGGUCUACGGAAACAAGCUCCACACUUGGUGAAUUAACAGCUGAUAAAGACUACUUUGAAGACAAUCCUAACUUUUCAUGGAAACUUAAUGCUGAAAUCAGUUCAGGUUACCAUAAAAAAUGUAAAGUUCCAAAGGCUUAUUGGACCGUGUCUGGUAAAAGGGAUUUGGAGGUUGAAUUGACACAUGCUGAACUUCAAUCAAUUUUUCUCCAAAUUGAAUCGAUCCAACACGAAUUUGAUAAUUUAAUUUUACCAUAG